Molecule: messenger RNA, 2398 nt
Organism: Mercurialis annua (annual mercury)
Lineage: Eukaryota; Viridiplantae; Streptophyta; Magnoliopsida; Malpighiales; Euphorbiaceae
Product: serine/threonine-protein kinase PBL34-like
Exons: 6
Coding region: 226-1695 (489 amino acids)
Biological process (GO): protein phosphorylation
Molecular function (GO): protein kinase activity; ATP binding
Source: RefSeq, a predicted model, not a curated record
CCUUUUCCUGUGUUCCAAACUGCCCAAACUGCCCGUUGUUGAACACUUUCCCUGUUUGUGAAGCACCAUCUCUCUCUCAAAACCUGCUUUUGACUAAAAAAAACACAACUGGGCAUCACUAAUUCUUCAUUUCCUGUGAUCCAUAUCCUUCAAUCAUUUCAAAGCUAGAUUCUUUGACAUGGCCUCUCUUCAUUUUCAUUAGUUUUUUUGUUAUUUUUCCUGGAGAUGGGGUUGGGUCCUGAUUCUUUAAAGGUGACAAAUUUAGAAGAUAAAUCAAAGAAAAACAAGAACAAGAAGAAUAAAGAUGAUGAUGGUGAUGAAGGGUUUGGUUGUUGGGGUAGACUGAGAUUGAUGGGUGGUUGCAUGCCUUCAAGAUCAAAAGUUGAUAACUCUUUAAGUGGCAUCACAACUCAGUAUGUGGAAAGUAAAGCUGCCGAUGACACGAGUAAAGACCAACCGAUCGUUCCAGUGGUAGAGGCUGAGGCUCCAGCUAUAUCCUCUACCACCACUAGUAAUGGAGAAAGUGCCCCGUCUACUCCAAAAUUCAGUGAGGAAUUGAAGCUUGCUUCACAACUGAGGAUAUUUGCGUUCAAUGACCUUAAAUUGGCGACUAGGAAUUUCAGGCCCGAGAGUCUUCUUGGAGAGGGUGGUUUUGGAUGCGUCUUCAAAGGUUGGAUAGAGGAGAAUGGAACUGCGCCUGUGAAACCUGGCACGGGGCUUACUGUUGCAGUGAAAACGCUUAACCACGAUGGACUUCAGGGUCACAAGGAGUGGCUUGCUGAAGUUAGUUUUCUUGGAAAUCUUCUUCAUCUCAAUUUGGUUAAAUUGAUUGGCUAUUGUAUUGAAGAUGAUCAAAGGUUGCUGGUGUAUGAGUUUAUGCCUAGAGGAAGCUUGGAGAACCACCUCUUCAGAAAAGGGUCCUUGCCUCUUCCUUGGUCUAUCAGAAUGAAAAUUGCACUUGGUGCUGCCAAAGGUCUUGCCUUUUUACAUGAAGGGGCUGAAAGAUCGGUGAUUUAUCGAGAUUUUAAAACAUCAAAUAUCUUACUAGAUGCGGAUUACAAUGCCAAACUCUCUGAUUUUGGACUUGCCAAAGAUGGUCCUGAGAGUGGUAAAACACACGUAUCAACUCGAGUAAUGGGAACAUAUGGUUAUGCUGCUCCGGAAUAUGUGAUGACUGGACAUUUGACCUCAAAGAGUGAUGUAUAUAGCUUUGGAGUAGUUUUGCUGGAAAUGCUGACUGGACGGAGAUCCAUGGACAAGAACCGCCCAAAUGGGGAGCACAAUCUUGUAGAAUGGGCAAGACCGCAUUUUGGAGAUAAGAGAAGGUUCUAUCGACUACUAGACCCUCGUCUUGAAGGCCAUUUUUCAAUAAAAGGUGCUCAGAAAGCUAUACAGUUGGCUGCUCAGUGUCUUAGCCGUGACCCCAAAGCCAGACCCCGGAUGAGCGAAGUCGUUGAAACACUAAAGCCUUUGCCGGGCAUGAAGGAUAUGGCCAGCUCUUCCUAUUAUUUCCAAACCAUGCAAACAGAUCGUAACAAAUCAAAUAUGCAUACAAAAAACGGCAUCAGGACACAGCCAGGAUUUAUGACGAGGAAUGGGCAGCCAUUGCGGAGCUUAUCCAGCCUAAGUGAUACGCGUGCUUCUCCCUAUAACCAGCCUUACCAGUCACCAAAGCCUAAUGGGAAAAAAUCAUAGCACUAAAAUUGCAUGCACGGGUAUUAUCCUUAAUAGCUCGUAUUUCCUAUUAGCUUGUUCAGUCAUACUUUCUUUAAAAGAAAUAGCACCGAGGGUGGUUCCAUCAUUUUCUUUAAGGAGGGAUGAUAUUUUUGUUAUUCAUCAUUUACACUCUUUCAGUAAAAUGACGGAACAAGGCUCGACAACUUGCAUGGUUUCCAUUGACGUCGGUAAUCAUCGAAACUCCGGAUGCCCAUAUGCUUUUAUUCCUUAUUUAAUUACUUACUCCAUUAUUACUUAAGGUAUUAAAGUAAUUUUGGAGACUAAGAUACCGGAAAAUAUGAAAAGAAGGAUGCAUUUUUCGCGAGGGUGACGUGUGACAGCAUAUUGUUGAAGGUUUGGCAGUAGGUCGAUGAGGAGAGCGUUAUGUGGUGUAAAUUCAUGUAGUUUUUCUUAUUGGUUUUCAUUGUCAUCAUCAAAUAAUGCUGCAUUUACCUCUUUCCAACUUUAACAUUAGCCUCUCUUCUUUUUUAUAUUGUUGAUUUUAUGCAUAUGGGUAUCUUUCUAUGUCAUUGAUGUAAAUAUAGGGAUUAUUAUUAGUCUUUUCACAUUGUCUUAUUUGGGAAUACACAGUAUUUUGGAGGAAAACUGAAGGAAAGAUUAAGGUGUAUUAUAUCUUUCUAUAUCAGUGACAGCAAAAGUUGUGGCAUUUCAUUUACAGCAA